CACGACAUGAACACUGCUGGGUUCUUCUGUUUUCUGAUGGUUCACGGUUUGGGUUGGACCUUGAACUGUUCCAGUCCGACCCCAGAUUCUUUGUUUCAGGAACUUCAGAAGGAUUUAUUUUCUAAAAAGUUAAUCCGUCCUGUAAAAAACCUCCGACAUUCAACUAAUAUAAGUUUGUCCAUCACCGUGGUGGGGAUUUUAGGAGUGAAUGAGAAGCAGCAGUCACUGACUACAUUCAUAUGGCAGAUCCUGGAGUGGGACAUUGAAGGCUUGAGCUGGGACGAGCAGGAAUGUGGCAUCAGAAGAAUCUCCGUCCCACGGGACAUGCUGUGGAGCCCAGACGUCCACGUGGUCCAGUUCAUGGAGGACAGCGCAUCUCCUCAAACCCCCUUCGUUUACUUGGACAACAGUGGGCGGGUCUUCGAUGACAGACCCCUCAGACUGGUCACUUCCUGCCGAUUAGAAAUCUACUAUUUCCCCUUCGAUGUCCAGAACUGUUCUCUGACCUUUGGAUCAUAUCUGCACUUUGCUACAGAUAUAACUGUGAGUGCUGGCAGUUCAGCUGCAGAUGUUCUGAGUGAGUCCACAGACGUCAUCUACACCCAAGGGGAGUGGGAGCUGGUAGGCAUCAGCAUCGCUCCAUCUGUCCUGGACUUAGAUGUGGGAAGUUACUCUGAGAUCACAUAUUUUCUGACUUUGCGGCGCUCCCCGGCCCUGUACGUGGUCAACCUCCUGAUCCCCAGUGGUUUCCUCAUCACCGUGGACCUGUUCAGCUUCCUGCUUCCUCCCACCAGCGUGGACCGGUCGUCCUUUAAGAUGACGCUCAUCCUGGGUUACACUGUGUUCCUGCUCAUCAUGAACGACCUGCUGCCGUCCACUGGAAAUGCCACGCCGCUCAUCAGUGUUUUCUUCUCAAUCAGUCUGGCUCUGAUGGUGGCCAGUUUAUUAGAGACAGUGUUCAUCACUCACCUCCAGCUCAGCUCCACUUCCUACCGUGCAGUCCCUCAUUGGCUCAGCGUCCUUGUGCUACACUAUCUAGCUGUUAUUGUUUGUUUCCCUCCACUGAAAAAAAGCAACCGAAAAACUGUAUCCCUUCACCAAGCAUCAGCAGGAAUGAAGAACACCAUCCACAUCUCAGUUCCAGGCCUUCAGAACAUCUCCGGUGACACAUUAACAGUUCAACAGUGUCAGGACCCGGUUCUGGACGAGCUGAGGAAGAUGAACAAACACCUGGGUACCAUCCGCCUCCAGAUGGAGAAACAGCUCCAGAGCUCCAGGAGCUCCCAGGACUGGCAGACCAUGGGCGUCAUCAUCGACCGGCUGCUCUUCGGCCUCUACAUCCUCUUCAUUUCUGUCAGCUUCAUCACCAUCAUAUGCAUCUGGACCUUCAGUUCCUCACUGGCUACAUGAGAUGCUGGGAAGUCCGUCCAUAAAACCCCAUAAUCUACUGGUACUGGUGCAAAUAUCAGCAGAUGAUGAUCAAAAUAUUCAGACCUCCGUCAGGGCUGAUGUUGGACCCCACAUACAUCUGGGUUUAUUGUGGCUUUUUUUCUGCUUGUCUUUUGUACUUUUGUCCUUCCAACCUUUUCCCUUAACCUCCUAAGACCCACUGUCCACAUUUGUGGACAAGAG
Molecule: messenger RNA, 1632 nt
Organism: Sphaeramia orbicularis (orbiculate cardinalfish)
Lineage: Eukaryota; Metazoa; Chordata; Actinopteri; Kurtiformes; Apogonidae
Product: 5-hydroxytryptamine receptor 3E-like
Exons: 9
Coding region: 7-1410 (467 amino acids)
Biological process (GO): monoatomic ion transmembrane transport
Cellular component (GO): membrane
Molecular function (GO): extracellular ligand-gated monoatomic ion channel activity; transmembrane signaling receptor activity
Source: RefSeq, a predicted model, not a curated record